Molecule: messenger RNA, 1144 nt
Organism: Scutellospora calospora
Lineage: Eukaryota; Fungi; Glomeromycota; Glomeromycetes; Diversisporales; Gigasporaceae
Source: the annotation of a GenBank genome assembly
AUGGGACAAAAAUUCAGUCGAUUCCGUCGUCAAAAAAAAAUUAAGGGUAAAAUCUGCUCUGAAUGUCGAAAACCAACUUUGACUACGUAUUGGAAUUGGUGUCAAAAUUGUAAUUCCUCUCAUUUUCGUGAUAACUUUCCAAAUUGGACUAGUGAUAAUCCUUCUCUAGAUCAAUUAAUUCAAGAAUCUCAAUUACAAGCUGAAUAUAGUGAACAAAUCAUAGAAUGGAUACCUUACGAAAAGUUUACUAAUAUUAAAUUUGUGGCUCAAGGUGGAUUCGGUGAAGUAUUUUAUGCAAUUUGGGAAGAAGGUCAAAUUUAUAAUUGGGAUGUGAAUAUAAAUAAUUGGAAACGAAGAGGGGCACAUUCUGUCGCUUUAAAAAGGUUGAAAAAAUCUGAAUUUAUUUCUGAAAAUUUUUUGAACGAGUUAAAAUCAUUACACUCAAUUACUCGUCUAAAAAUCUCUUUCGAAGUAGCUCAUUGUUUUGGUAUAAGUAAGGAUCCAAAAACUGAUGAAUAUAUAAUGGUAAUGUCAUUUGCUGAAAAUGGUGGCCUUCGAAAUUACCUAAGAAAUAAUAAUUUAAAUAUAGAUUGGCCAACUCGUAUCAGUUUUUUAUUAAAAAUUAUUCAAGGUCUUGAUACAAUUCAUAGUGCUGGUUUAAUACAUGGUGAUUUUCAUAGUGGUAAUAUAUUAAUGGGAAAAAAAUAUCCAUUAAUUUCUGAUUUUGGAUUAAGUCGUUUAGUUAAUAGUAAACAAACUGAUGAUGAAUCAUCAAUAUCAGAUAAUCUUCGUCCUUCUUUAAUUAAUGUUAAAUAUCCUAAAUGUUGGAUCAAUUUAAUGAAAAAAUGUUGGAACUCUGAUCCUGCAAAACGACCAACUUCUAAUGAAUUAAAUUCUAUAUUGGAUAAGUGGUACUCAUUGACAUGUACCAAUAUUAUGACUAAUAGAGUUGAUUUGGAAAUUUUAAAAGAUUUUAGAGAUGCCGAAAAUGUGAGAAUUGGAUUAAUAGAGACGAAUCAUGAUGGGAUGUUAGAAACUGGUGAAUUUAAUAGACAUAAAGAUGCGGUUUAUACUAGUAGAUUAAUUCCUACAAUGGCUCUUGUGCAAAACUUGGAAAAUAAAAUGAAGAAAGAAGAUGUUGAAG